AUAGCUUUCGUUUUACAAAUAAAGAUUUGUUACGGAUUUUACCUAGAAAGAUAAGAUUUUGUUUAUCUGUAUGUUCUUCCUCCAGUGACACAUUAUUUUGACUGUGUUGGUUCAGUAAGUCGUGGUUGGCGUUGGCACUCUCUAUCGCUGUUAGUAUUUCGGAAGUGCACUGUAGAUUUAUGUGUAGUUUUUUUAGUUUGGUUUCAUUUCUCAAGGUUUUUCACGUCUUUGAACCUGCCUGUGCUAAUAACCUACCAAUAUUCUUGUUACAGGUGUUCCAUAGACCUCUAAUGAGCGACUUUUCUUCGAAAUUUGCUCAGCUAAGCGUGCGGUCGGAGAAAAGUAGUCACAAUGACUUGUCUAACGUUCAGCGUGCCAAUGGAGAUGAAGACAAGGGUUCUAAGGGUAACCCAUGGAAGCCAAUAGUCCCUAGUUCCGAAAACAAUUCUUUGGAAGCAGACGCUUGGCCUGAACCAUCGGCACCUACUGAACAGCGGCGUAUUACUCGCAUUGCAGAGGAAAAGCCUAAAAGAAAGUUGAAGUGGCAUAAUUACGAAGUUGAUGAUACUACUUGUGGUUUCCCUCGAGGGCGUGGUCGCCAUACAGUUGGACCGUUUGCCGGAGCUAACUACACCAGUAGUAAUGCCAGGCCAUUUCGCAGGGGUUAUGGAGGUUACCGAAGUCGCAUCUUACCUGAUGCAAACAGAGGUCGAAACAGUAAUGGGUUCUAUCGUCAUCCUGGUCGUUUAGGAAACGUACGACCAGUUAGUGAACCUAAAGAAAAUCCAAACGAACCUAGUCAAAAGAAUAGUCCAGUUCAAGCUAGUGAUACAUGUAGCGUCUCAGUUGAUGUUCAUUUGAGUACUGAUGUAUCAGCUCUUGACGAAAAGGUUUCAGAUCGCGGUUUACAUCUGUCAGAAUCGGUUGAUGUGUCAGGUCAACAAACAGACACAGACUUGCAGAAUAACAAACCAAGCUCAGUUUCCUCUAUGCCUAAUCCAACACCCCGCAAAGUUUACCGCGAGAGAUCCAAUGUUUCGUCGCAGUCAGGUAGCCAGUCAACUAACAUCCCAUCUAAUUAUGAUGCUGGUCCCGUUGGCCGUGCGAGACGAUCAUACCAACGACAGCAUCAGCCAAUGUUCCCCACCGAAACCGAUAGUCACAAUUUGAAUUCACACUCUACUCUGGUUGCGAACUCCUCCAUCCAACCUCUUAUUCCCUUUCAAACUCUACCUCAAAUUGCAUAUAUCAUCCCAGGAGCACCUGCAACAAUGCUGACCCCUGCCUUACAGAUUGCACAAACACCUGCUUCACAUACAAUAAUUCCUACUGUGUCGCUACCAAACACUCAAAUCCUACCCACUCAGCCGACAAUACAACAUCCUAUUGGAGGUCUACCACAUCUUCCGGUCGAAAAUCUCCCCAUACCUAUUCUUCCAGAUGGAUCAGCUGUCCAGUCAGUACAUCCCAGUUUCAACCCACAAUCAUCCAUGACCUCUACUGGUACAGAACAACCAAUUGAUACCCCUGAAGUGGUUGACGUAACUCAGGUCAUUGCAUACAUUAACGAAGUGGGAUGGAGAAAAGUAGUUUUUCCCACAAGCCUUCGGGAGCAUCGUGCAGUCGCUGCUGCUAUAAAAGAUGCUCUAGGGUCAUCAAACCACGACUUAGCGGAUCUCACUGAAUCAGCGGUUAACAAAAAUGACUUGUCCAACCCGUCAUCUACCCAACCUCGUAGCGAUGAUGCACCUACAAGACCAAUAAAAGCUGACGAUAUUAUCAUAGUUGAAGAUCGUGUGUUUUUUGUUCCGAAAAAUGUAAAUCGAACCAAGUUUCUAAAGUUCCUAUCGAAAUUGGAUUAUAUUAAGCAUCAUGUCGAAUAUUACUUCAGUGAAAGCAAUCUACAACGUGAUUCCCACUUGCGUGCGAUACUAACUGCCAAUCAAGAUGUUUGCCCUCUAUCCGAGCUGUUACAGUUCAAUAGACUUCGCUGGGUGUCCGCUACUGAAUCCGAAUUGCUAGAUGCCGUUUCCAGCAGCAACGUCUUGUUGGUCGUGCUUUCCCCCGAUGGAUCACCAGCUGGAAUUACUCGAGUUUGUCCAACAUUGGUAAAACAUUUCAAUGAAGGCUGUCCUCCAUCCGUCGAGUUUGGCUAUGUGCGUCCUGUAAAUCAAGGUGUAAGUUUGGCAACUUCGGUUUCUGAUCAAAACACAAUUGUUGUGCAAGUAUCUUCAGCUUCCGGUCAAUCUCUUACACAUCCCAGUGUUGAUCCUUCAAAUCAAAACAUCUCAAUCCUGAGUCCGGUCUCAGCUCAUUCAUUUGGAAGUCAGGUUUCCGCAAACAGUAACAACGCCCCUUUUCCAUGUGCAACACAGGUUUUGGGAGUUUCGGGUCAAUCCAUGAGCUCCGUUCCUCAUAAUUCGCUUCCGAACUAUAUUCAAUCUUCCGCUCACGUCUUGACUCCGAACAAUUUCGGGAUUUUGACAAACACUUCACCAGGGAAUAUGAUAUAUUCUAGUUCUUCACCCUCACAGCAGCACGUGUCAGUUACUUCUCCGUUCUACCAAUCCGACCUCGGUCCACAAUCUACAAUUAGACCAGCACAAGCUUUUCAUUGUCCACAACUUUACACUCAAAACCAAGCUGCUGCGUUUAUGGCCGCGGCUGCCAAUCAAUGUAGUUUGUUAGCGUCAGGGCCCAGCACUACAGUUUUGCCUCCGUCAGACCCGAAUACUGCGUCCUUCAUAUCCGCAUUAUACCGCCUUGCCACUCCAGGUAGCCCGGCGCCUAUUGUUGGGACGUAUGUACCUUCCGUUGGAAAUCCUAACAACAUGUCUCCUGCUGCUCCCAAUUCGGCCGUGUUUCUCCAAUUUAUUCCAGGAGCUCAUCCUGGCCAAACUAACGCCUAUUUCGCGCCUCCAAUUAGUUGUCCGCCAGGCACAAACUCACUGUUAAGCCGUUCCGUUCCUGCACACGCUAGCGGAAUGUGGAUACCACUCAACCAAGGUUCUGCUGCGAACGGUGGUAUUGUUCCGACGCUUCCUUACCAACCGUAUGUGGCACUAACUCAGGCUCAUCCGAGCCUAUCGCUUUCCAAUAAUCCGAGUGGUAACGGAGGGUUGUACGCUGUAACGUCUUCUCACUCAUUCCCAACAGCCUUUGGAACUGUUCCUACUUUAACUAUUGGUCCUGAUGUCUCUGGCUUUGGUGUUCAGAAAGUGUUCAGUCAUGCUCAUUCAUUAAGCAGUCCACAUAGUUUCACAAAUCACCAAUCACCCGUUACUUCAAACGCGAACGUGACAGCAAUAAACACACCAACCGGACAUACUUCUCAAAUCAAUGUAAAUCAUAGUUCAGUUCCAGGUUCACAGCCAUCAAACAGUAACUUGGCUUUGGGUAAACGAAUACCUACAAACAACACUCAAACAUGAAUCUAGGUCUUUCCAUAAGAUUUUACCACAUCCCUUGCUAUGUACAGUGUACAGUUCCCCUUGUCCACAGAUUCUUUAUAACCUUUUAUCACUUAAUAGCUAGCGACAUUUCUAAAAUUUCAGACAGUUAUCUAUCAUCUCUUUGCACAGCUAUAGCAGUUGUCUAGUCACUAGUUCCUGCAUAUGCGAUAUCUGUACUCACAGUUUGUGCCUUGAAUCGUUUGUUUUUAACAUUUCGAAUUAUUUUUGUAAUUAAAAAUAUGCGUACUUUCUUCCGAAGCUAACCUCUAAAUGGCAUACGUAGCUAAUAUCGGACAAGAUUUUACGGUUUGCUGCCUGUGAUAUAAAUCUUUAGGUUUUAUGACUUUCGUUCAGGCUGUGCCUGUCAUCCAUUCAUUUGUAGGUAUUUUAUUCGAACUCAGAGCUGGUUGUCUUUUAAAAUUUAGUCCUCAUAUUAAUUGAUGUAUUUCUUCAGAUAUAGUCCACAAAAAGUGUAAAUGCUUUUAGUUCCCAUAUGUUCAUGCCCUAAGUGCACUUCGUCUGUCUUCCAGCGUAGUGGGGUGCAAACUCCCGAAAUUAAAUUAGGUUUCCUCAUUUCUCACUUCCUGAUGUCACGUAGUAUAUUUAUCCAAUUGUAGUUUACCAUUAGUAAUUCUUGUUCAUUCCAUGAAUGCUGUCCAUUGUAAAUAUUACCUUUAUCACUUAGUCUCGAAUGUCUACAUUAUCUUUUAUGUUUAUCUUACUGGUUUCGGUACCUAACACCUUGCUAACUAAUUUGUCGCAACAAAUCUUUAGUGUUUCCUAUUAUCUUCAAGCUUUCUUAUUCUCAUUUGUUAUUAUUCAGAUUCUUUAAAAAUAAACGUCCAAAAAAAUGAUGUGUAUCCU
This is a messenger RNA of Schistosoma intercalatum, 4316 nucleotides long. NCBI's taxonomy places the organism in Eukaryota, Metazoa, Platyhelminthes, Trematoda, Strigeidida, Schistosomatidae. The record is from the annotation of a GenBank genome assembly.